Laetiporus sulphureus 93-53 is the source of this 2340-nucleotide messenger RNA. RefSeq lists its product as uncharacterized. The record is from RefSeq and is a predicted model, not a curated record. Lineage: Eukaryota; Fungi; Basidiomycota; Agaricomycetes; Polyporales; Laetiporaceae. The annotation marks the transcript as partial. The transcript is spliced from 4 exons.
UUGUUCCUUGCUGGCAUCAUUCCCGGUCCCACCCAUCCAUCAAUGGAGGAGAUAAAUCCAAUGCUUGCUCCUCUGGUGGAUGAUUUCCUCGAUUUGUGGCAUCAUGGAGUCUAUUACACUGCCACGCCUUGCCAUCCAUCUGGAAAAUUAUGCAAAUCUGCCAUCAUUCCUUUAAUCUGUGACAUAUUGGCUGCUCGCCAAGCAGCUGGUUUUGCUGGACAUGGUCAUCGAUAUUUUUGCUCUUUCUGCCUUCUGAAUCUCAGCAAUAUUGAGGACCUCAAUUGGCAAGAAUGGCCCAUGCGUUCAUGCGAUGAACACCGUUCACAUGCUCAACGAUGGCGAGAUGCACGCAGCAUAGAAGAGCGCCAACAAAUCUAUGAUGAAGCUGGUGUGCGGUGGUCGGAACUCCUCCGUCUUCCCUACUGGAAUCCCAUAAAGUACACUGCACUUGAUCCGAUGCACGCGUUAUUCUUAAACGCUUUCGGCACUCACAUCGAGAAGAUUUGGGGUGUGAAUAUGGGCGUCGAGGGCGAUCUCCAAGGAAUCACUUUUGAAACAUCCAAGAGGCCACUCACAUCAAACGAGAUGCAAGGUGCAUAUGUGAUCUUGCGAACCGGGUCCAACACAUCUCUUGAAAAACUGAGAGUGGACGUGCUCCGCUGCUUAUGCAAGGAGCAGAACCUCCGCUUUUCCGGGAAGAAGAAUCUUCUCUUGGACCGUUUACAAACAUUAGUGCGUAGUCUUCAUUCAAAAUAUUCCUCAAUUCCUGCCUCUGAUGAUAACGGCCUCGGUAAAGCAGCUGUGCACAAAGCAUCUCACCUUACUGGACCUGCUAACACCUCUCUUGCAACUGGAUCGGCUCCUAACACUGGAUUGGCUCCUAACACUCAGCCAUUGGUUGGCACCAGUAGUCAGCACGUUAUUACGCAGGAGGAGUUGGCCAAAGCGGAAGACGUACUAGAGCGAGGAAGCAAGACCAACCUCAGUGCCUUGUCAACUGCCGCACUGCAUGCAUUGUGCAGGACGUAUCUCAACAGAACUGACUACAAAGACAUGAAUCGAGCUACCAGCCUUUCAAGAGCCUCAACGAAGAGCAGGGUCCUCGGUAGACGCAUCUUGGAACGUAUUUGGUCGGACAUGGACGAGAUUAUUCUACCAUCAUGGGUCAGCAGAGUGCCGCGACGUACCGGAUCUUCCGUAAACGCGACUGGUCUUGGGCUUGGUGCAGAUGAAUGGCGCACUUUCUGCUCCAUUCAUCUUACAACGACCUUGAUUUACUUAUGGGGCAUCUCACCAGAGCAUUCACGAGAAUACAAUCUUCUCGCAAAUUUCAUGGACCUGGUGACAGCGGUCAAGCUGGCCACGAGGAGAAUUAUCACAGCGGAAAUUCGCGAGAGCUGUCGAAGCUAUAUGCAUCACUAUUUGACUACACUUCUCGAGCUCUUCCCUGGAGCGACAAUCCGGCCCAACCAACAUAUGCUCCUCCAUUUACCGGAUAUACUGCAGACCCUGGGACCCGCACCAUCAAUCUGGUGCUUUGGUUUUGAGAGAGCGAACUAUAUUUUGCAACAGACACCCACAAACAAUAGAAUGGACGACUUGUCAUCGACUCUUCUAACGCGUUUUUGCUGUAAACAGGCAUUGCGGAAUCUAUUCACUUCUGUUGUACUGCCUCCGUCAGUCCGCCAACUGAUACCUAAUUUCGUGCAUUCAUUUCAGUCCGAUACACGAGGCACUCUUCUCACCGAUAUCCUAGCACUGGGACCGCCAGAGUCACAACCCGAGAACCCAUCCUUCGAUGGACAUGCACGCUUGCGAAUGUCUGAAUACUCGCUCCUGCCAGAUUACAUCGUCGACUUGCUACGCAAUCGAAUGAUGAUGGACUACUCGCUGGCUGGCAUUGAAAGCUGGACCGGCUCUAUCAACCCAUACGUAGUCUCGCUCGACAGCGUGGAGUAUCGUGGCGUUCUGUAUAAAGUGUCCACCUGUUCCCUUGGAGAUAGCAAUGUCAUUUUCACCAGCCAAUUACGAGGACAAUGGAGGGCAGGACAGGUCGCGCACAUGUUCCGCUAUAAGCAAAUACACGGAGAGUGCAAAUUCGUCCAGGACUACCUCGUUGUAAAGGAAUUCGUCCCUUUGACGUCAGAGGACUCGCGCUUGGAUCCGUAUCGGAGAUUCCCAGUUGCAGGCGGAAGACUUUUCCGCGAUGCAUUCAAGCCCGAGAUACAACUUCUCACAACGAAGGAUUUGCUGUGUCAUUUCGCGAUGCUGCCGCGGCUCCUACCGAAGGGUUCGGUGAAAUGCAUCCAUGUUCUCCCUCUAGACAAAGUGAGUAUUCUC